CAUCUCAAAUGAAAGCAGUUCCGUAUUCUGUGCCGCUACAACCAUCCCUUUCAACAGCCCAAAUUCGCUCAAGCCUGUUUGUAAAAAAAAAUCAAUGCGCGGCAUCAACACGGACCCAUGAUGUGUGGAAGGUCUGUCUUAAAGACGUUUAAUUACCCAUGAUGUCAUGAAGGACGAGAGGCCAGGGGCCCUUCAGCAGAACGCUGCAGUUGAGCCAUAGAGUGUCUGAAUCUGCAUUCCACUUCAUCCUUACACCAUCUGUUUUCCCUCCAUCCUCACUUUGGGAACUUGACAAUGACAUCACAUAGGAAACACCUGGUGAGGGACUUCAACCAUUUCAUCACUUGUUUUGUCUGUAAAGGGUACCUGAUCAAGCCCACCACCGUGACAGAGUGCCUGCACACCUUUUGUAAAAGCUGUAUAGUCCAGCAUUUCGAGGACAGCAACGAUUGCCCAAAAUGUGGUAUCCAGGUUCAUGAAACAAAUCCCUUGGAGAUGUUAAGGUUGGACAACACUUUAGAGGAAGUGAUAUUCAAGCUUGUGCCUGGUCUCAGAGAAAAGGAACAGCAGCAAGAGGAUGAAUUCUGGAGAAGAAAGGAAUCAAUUGAUGAGAAUGGCCCUAUGUGUAAGAAACGGCGUGCUGAUGAAGAGGAUGAUGAUAAAGGUGAUGGAGAUUAUCACAGGAGUGAUCCACAAAUAGCCAUCUGUCUAGACUGCUUGCGUAACAAUGCGCAGAUGGGAGAGAACAUUGUUAAGGGCUUAAUGAAAAAAUUUAUUCGCUGCUCAACAAGAGUGACUGUUGGAACAAUCAAGAAGUUUCUGAGUCUGAAGUUAAAGCUUCCCAGUUCUUAUGAGCUAGACGUUCUAUGCAAUGGUGAAAUCAUGGGUAAAGACCACACCAUGGAGUUCAUCUACAUGACCCGCUGGAGGCUUCGGGGAGAAAAUGUCUACCCAAUGGUACUUGAAUAUCGACCGCGCAUUGACUUUGGCUAGGUUGAAAUAUCCUGCACAAGUUUCAGCCCAUCAACAGACAGCGAAUUGAAUGGACACGUCCUCUUCUGAAGAUAUACUCUACCUGUCUCUUCUGUUCAGUUUCAUUAACUCUCUUGAUUGGGGCCAUCUUUAUUGUGACCUACAACAUGACCAUGCCACAAGACUGUGUGAUUUUUCUCUCUUAUCUUGUGCUUUAUUUACCAAAGUGACGUCAUGUUAAGGACCUUCAGCGAUUUACAUAUGAUUGUAGCUUCCUUUGAAAAAUGUCACAGUGGAAAACGUUAUAGUGCCUUAAAUCAUCUUAUGAAGAGCUAAGCUUAUAAAUAUAUUUUAUAUUUUUAGGUCCCUUUAAGUGGUUUAAAAUCAGUUUUCUAAUAUUUAAAGAGUCUGAGAUGAUUGGAAAUCUCAAAGUCUUUUAAGGGUUUUAAGUUUAGUCUGUUUUUUAUUUGCCCAUUUAAAGGAACACUGCACUUUUUUAAUAAGCUCAUUUUACAGUACAUUACAGUUGAGUUUUACCAUUUUUAAUCCAUAAUUUUCCUAAUUAAAGCUUGACUCUAUAAGUCCAAUGGAAAAUGAAAAGCUUUUCUGGCCGAUGUGGUUAAGAACUAUUCUCCCAUUCAGGCAUAUGAAUCAAGAAACUUUGCUGCCAUUCCAUGGUGAAAAUGGUAAAGCUGCUCUGUAAAAAUAUCCUGGUUGCCUUAAAUUUUGAAGCUGAAUCAAAUUAACCUUAUGAUUCCAUUGAACUUGUAUUGUGUUAAACUGACUUAAAAUAGCUUGCGUAACUAAUAAAAUUAAGUUAGAACAUGAUUAACUAAGUUAAGUAAUAAGUUGCAAUGAAUUAAAAACAUAUGCUGUCAUGACUAACUGUUUUUGUAAAUUUUACAGUGUGGCAAACUGUUUAACUCUAGCGAAGUUGGUUUAUUUUCAAAAAAAGAAAAAAAAGUGGAGUGUUCCUUUAAGUGUUCUACACUGUAAAACAAAUUGCUGUAACAUUUACAGUAGUACUGGCAAUUUUUGUUGCCAGUAAUACUGUAAAAUUUACUGUAAAACAACAGCCCAGUUGUAAUUGUUAAUUCACAGUGCGCUCGUAAUUUUUGCCAGUAAUACUGUAAAAAUUGCCAAUAAUACUGUAAAAUUUACAAGUACACUGUAAAU
Molecule: messenger RNA, 2148 nt
Organism: Danio aesculapii
Lineage: Eukaryota; Metazoa; Chordata; Actinopteri; Cypriniformes; Danionidae
Gene: pcgf5b
Product: polycomb group ring finger 5b
Exons: 9
Coding region: 295-993 (232 amino acids)
Biological process (GO): regulation of transcription by RNA polymerase II
Cellular component (GO): PRC1 complex
Source: RefSeq, a predicted model, not a curated record